GCGCGCAGCGCAGCGGCCGCGGGGCCAGAGCCGGCGCGCGGCGGUGCAGAGCGCGCGCGUCCCGGGCCCCCGCGCCCCUGCCGCGCCGCGCCGCUCCGCGCCGCACCGCCCCAGCCAUGAAGCACAUCCCGGUGCUCGAGGACGGGCCGUGGAAGACCGUGUGCAUGAAGGAGCUGAACGGCCUCAAGAAGCUCAAGCGCAAAGGCAAGGAGCCGGCGCGGCGUGCGAACGGCUAUAAAACUUUCCGGCUGGACUUGGAAGUGCCCGAGCACCGAGCCGCCGCCGCCGCCGCCGCCGCCGCCGCCGCCGCCAACGGGCUGCGGGACGGGACCCCGCGACUGCAGCCCGGCCCGGCCCCGGUGCCAGUCCCCGCGGCGCCGGCCGUGCCUGCGGGUGGGGGCGCGGACCCAGCCGGGGAGCGCGGGGGAGCCCGGGCGCCCGAGGUGCUGGACGCGCGUAAACGCGGCUUCGCCCUGGGCGCGGUGGGGCCGGGACUCCCCACGCCGCCGCCGCCGGCGCCCCAGAGCCAGGUCCCCGGGGGUCCCGAGCCACAGCCUUUCCGGGAACCCAGCCUACGGCCCCGCAUCUUGCUGUGCGCACCGCCCGCACGCCCCGCGCAGUCCGCGCCCCUUGCGCCCCCCGAGCCCUCGGCGCGCCCCGCGCCCCCCACGCGCCCGGGGGAAAGUUCCUACUCGUCCAUUUCACACGUAAUUUACAAUAACCACCCGGAUGCCUCCGCGUCGCCUAGGAAACGGUCGGGCGAAGCCACCGCUGCCUCCUCGGAGAUCAAAGCCCUGCAGCAGACGCGGAGGCUCCUGGCGAACGCGCGGGAGCGGACGCGCGUGCACACCAUCAGCGCAGCCUUCGAGGCGCUCCGCAAGCAGGUGCCGUGUUACUCGUACGGGCAGAAGCUGUCCAAGCUGGCCAUCCUGAGGAUCGCCUGUAACUACAUCCUGUCCCUGGCGCGGCUGGCUGACCUGGACUACAGCGCCGACCACAGCAACCUCAGUUUCUCCGAGUGCGUGCAGCGCUGUACCCGCACCCUGCAGGCCGAGGGCCGUGCCAAGAAGCGCAAGGAGUGACCAGCGUGGCGUCAGACCACGGAUGCUGCUGUGGGCCUGGUGUGCGGUCCAGCCUGAGGGAAGACGACGUUGCCCAACCCAGACUCAUCGUUUCCAAGAUGCUGCUGGCCGGGCAGCCCUGGCCUGUCAGGGUCGGGAGAGGAGCAGGCUGUCUCGUGUCCCUGCUGCCCUCCCGGCCACUCCAUCGUCGCCUCUUCCACUUCGCACUUUGCCCCCUGGUGGGCAGGGGGAGAGCUUCGCCUUCCCCUGGCCUCUGCCCAUGCCCUCUCUCUGGCUGCAGAAGUUCAUUGCCAAAGAUCUGACAGAGCUCCCCCCCCCCCCCCGGAAUGUGGUGAGAAGCCCCCCAGAGAGAAGCCUCACCUCUCUGUCCCCUCCUGCCCCCUGUUCCUCGGGUCCCCAGACAAAGCUGAGUUGGUGACUCCGCCGGGAACUCAUGAUGAGAUGGACAUCUGGCCACCACUGGACGCGCUUGGCCCUCUGACCUGGAAGUCUUUCUACAUGGCCUCUGAGCUACCUGGGCACAAACUAAGCCCGGGAGGAUGGCAGCAGUGAGGCUGCGAGGCUGGAGGGAUGGUCGCUGGGUGCCUGCUCUUCUCUUCCUCCCACAGAGCUCCUCGUGGUGGCGGGGUUGGGUCAGGGGCUGACACCUGGGACCACAGUCCCAGGGUUUGGCGCAGGGCCCUUGCCAGUGAUCCGCGCUCCUGGCUGGACAGACAGGGACCUCGUGCUUGGAAGCGUGAUACGUCAAGGCUGUGCAGAGCGGAGGCGGGGACCAGGGGAGUGGGCCAGUCUGUGGGGGAGCGGGCCUGCUCCUUCCUCAUGCUCAGAGGCCAAAGCUGUUCACAUCUGUGCUCAAACAUCUGCUUCAAAUUGAAGUAAAAGCCCCAACAUGGA
Sorex fumeus (smoky shrew) is the source of this 1976-nucleotide messenger RNA. It is a transcript of the gene ATOH8, whose product is annotated as atonal bHLH transcription factor 8. The record is from RefSeq and is a predicted model, not a curated record. Gene Ontology annotation, molecular function: DNA-binding transcription factor activity; protein dimerization activity. The coding region runs from base 117 to 1082 and encodes 321 amino acids. NCBI's taxonomy places the organism in Eukaryota, Metazoa, Chordata, Mammalia, Eulipotyphla, Soricidae. The transcript has 3 exons.